AUGAGUUGCGCAAAAUCAAAAAAUGCAAUUAAUAAAAUUAUUUCAAACGCUUCUGACGAACAAUUACUAUGUUUAGUCGAAAUUUGCUUGAAUUUGUUAAAAGGGAGGCUUCCGUUUCAUAAAAACAGAAUACAAAAUCUACAAAACCAGGCAUCAUUAUUACGUAAAAUUAGUCGCUCGCGAAGCGCUUCUUCGGCUAAGCGCCUGCUACUCUGCGAUAAAAUUCAAAAUGGUCGUGGUUUCCCACCAGUGGCGGGUCUCCUUGCUAGUCUUAUUGUUCCCUUAAUCGCAGAGAAUUUUGUUAAAUAA
This is a messenger RNA of Meloidogyne enterolobii, 309 nucleotides long. The record is from the annotation of a GenBank genome assembly. NCBI's taxonomy places the organism in Eukaryota, Metazoa, Nematoda, Chromadorea, Rhabditida, Meloidogynidae.